AUUUGUACAUUUUGAAAAUAAACAGCCACGAUUGUUAGCAGCAUUAAAUGAGUCUACAUAGCUGACAUGAGUGUCUUGAAAUCCUGUGUCUUUUUCUUCUUUCUGCUACAAACGUCAACACUCGGUGAUGACACAGUAGCAGAAGACAUCGGUGUCCAUCAGUUGGAACGAUUAGUGGAGCUGCUGACGUCUAAGCAGUGUGAGGACCUCCUGUCUGUCCUGUCUCACUCGGAGGAGAACAUUUUUGAGCAUCUUGAGCGCCUUUCACCAGAAAACAAUCAACUAGGUCUCCAGCCUCGAGCCAAGAGAGACAUUUCUUCUGCUUCAGAUAAUGAAGCCCAGUGCCAAACGGCCCUGAAAGACUGGCUGCUGAGGUACGGCGAGAAAACCUACUAUGACAGGCUUUCACGUGCCUUGCAGCACAUCGGCAGAACAGACAUCGCCAUUGAAAUGGGGAAGAACAUCAACCAGGACAAAGCUUUGAACCUGAAGCGCUACGUUGAAGAUUAUCACAAAUAUGUCAGCUCUUUAAACUUCCAGUCAGUAACAAAACACCACCAGUAUGGACACCAGAGGGUCAGAAAAAGAAAGGUUAGCGAUCUGACAUGGCGUGACCUGGAUCUGAUUGUGGAGCGGGCUCGUGUCCCUCUGUACCAGAAGGGGCCUUUGGACGUAGCUCUGCCGCUAUUGUACGGUCUUCUUUUGGGCUUUGGAGGCGCCUUGCUCGCAGCCACAUCUUUACUCUUCAUCACUGUGCACAUUUCUCGUAGAAGGUCGCAGAACUGCCAUUCCAGAGCCACCAUGAGCUGCAGCCAUAAAGUCAUGUGAUUUGAUCAAAAAGCUAUAAAAAAAAUUAUGUAAGUGCACAGAAAUAAAGGCUAAA
Molecule: messenger RNA, 883 nt
Organism: Archocentrus centrarchus (flier cichlid)
Lineage: Eukaryota; Metazoa; Chordata; Actinopteri; Cichliformes; Cichlidae
Gene: tmdd1
Product: transmembrane and death domain 1
Exons: 5
Coding region: 67-828 (253 amino acids)
Biological process (GO): signal transduction
Molecular function (GO): protein binding
Source: RefSeq, a predicted model, not a curated record